Messenger RNA from Neohortaea acidophila, 945 nucleotides. RefSeq lists its product as uncharacterized. Bases 1 to 945 code for a protein of 314 amino acids. The record is from RefSeq and is a predicted model, not a curated record. NCBI's taxonomy places the organism in Eukaryota, Fungi, Ascomycota, Dothideomycetes, Mycosphaerellales, Teratosphaeriaceae. The transcript is spliced from 2 exons. Gene Ontology annotation, biological process: mycotoxin biosynthetic process.
AUGGCGUCGCUUCAUUUCCGCCAUGCCAGCGUGAACACGGCCUUUGAGCCGCAUCUUCACACUCAGGAAUCGAGCACCCCCCGAGCAAGGACCCCGUCGGGCCACGAUCGUGGCCGCAGCCUGGGCUCGGCGGAAAAGGCAGACGAAGUGGUGCGGCCGCUGUUGCAGGAUGCCGCCAAAGACAUCUACAUCACCCUGCCCUCCUCCAAGCGGCACAAUGGUGUUCUGCUGACGCUACUAUGGAUCAUGUCCUUGCUCUUGGUCUCAUUGUUCACUUACCUCGCCUCCAAUCGUCCGCCGUCCGUCAAUCCUAAUGGCACCUUUCUCACGGGAUACACGACAGAUUUGCGCGAGGCCCGCUCGGCGAUCCGCGUGCACAAACAGCACUUCUACGGCAGCCUGGAUUUCAGGAGCCACCGUGGCUUCGUACCGGAGGGCUCUCCAAGCCUCAAGUACAUGGGCGAGGGUGACGAAGUAGAUGCAGCCUGGGAUGAGCUGACCAAAGACCGCUACUUCCUCUUGUCCGAGGCCGAGGCGCGCGAGGCGUUCGGCAACCCACCCAACAAAUACUGGAACGUGCACCACGGCGGCUACGUCGCGGGCCUCGACGCGCUGCACACUCUGCAUUGCUUGAAUCAUCUGCGCAUGAGCCUCUACCCCGACCAUUACCCGCAGGACCCGAAGGACGGACGGAUGCACAACGCACAUUGCGUCGACCAUCUGAGGCAGCUGGUCAUGUGCAAUGCCGAUCUGACCCCCGUGCCUACUCAGUGGUUCAACGGACUGGAGAGGAAUUACAUCAACUCCUCGCGCGAGCACACCUGUCGCGACUUUGGCCGGGUGAGGGAAUGGGCGACUGAACGGUUCAAUGGGACGACGGCGGUAAAGGCAAGGAAUCGGGAUGGGUCUUUGAGGGCCAACUUCUACGAGCCCUGGACCCCGUAA